UCAAGAAGUUCAAGCCAAACCAGAACUCCCAACCAUCUCAGUCAUUCAAGCCUAGACAAUCAGGGGGGCAGUCCUCUUCAUCAUCGCGUCCUGCGGGAUCUCAGUUCUUGCGCCCAGUUCCAGGACAGGGAUUGAUUUGCUUCAAGGAUGGGAAGCCUCGCCAUUCUUCAGAGUGUACUUUCUCUGGAGCAUAUCGCACUUGCGGCAAGGAGGGACACAUGGCUGUUGUUUGCAAAAGGAACCCAGAUUCUAUUAUCAAGUGGCAGAAGUCUAAUUCAGCAUCAUCUGCAGCUAGCUCUCGAGGUUCAGCUCCUUCAGUUGGUGCUCCACAUGGUGCGGUUCAUAUGAUGGCAAGUGCUCCUCCAGCCCCCUAUCAGCAGUUCCCACAGCAGUAUGUGCCAGGUUACUACUGGACUCCAUCCCAGUCACCUGCACCCCCUGUUCCUCUUCAGUUGACUACGCCACCUGCACCACCUCAGUUAUCCGCUCCAUCCUUUGUUCCACCACCUCAUCAGAUCGGGGCAGCUACUUCACACCCCAGUGGAGUUUACACCAUGCCUACUUCUGCCUCACUGGGUCGUCCUGAUGUAGUCUCAGGUUUGCAGAGUUCUAGUGGCGAGCGCGUAGCACCGGGUUCUCGCCAAGGUUAAGGCAAAUGCAUGACGGACAGUGUGUUGGCAAGUUGCUUGCCAUUCCUUUUCUUAUGAUUUCCAAUUGUUUUAUCGCAUGUUUAUGAUAUUUAAGUCCAUGAGUUGUUCAUGUUUCAUGAUUCAAGUUUUAAGCUAUUUCUUAAAUUCUAUUCAUGUUCCGGUGGAUGCGGAUGUGCAAUUUGGUUCUUUUAUUCAUGUUCCUAUGAGUAAGUGCUGGCCCCAUUUGCUCGGCUUUACCGGUAAAUGCUAAAGAUGUUUCAGGUUGUGUCCGUUUCAGACGGAAACUACUAUUUCAUGGUUUUUCAUUUGUUCAUGGUUCAUGUACGUUCUUUUCGGUUCUAAUUGUACUUGCUGAGUAUUGGUACUCACCCUUGUGUUUUUAUUACUUUUUGGUAGCCUCCGGAUUGUGGAGACAUCCGGGGUGUUACAGAGUCACUGGACAUGCCAGUUUUAUGUAGCCCAUUUGAUAUCUUUUUAUCUGAGAAUC
This is a messenger RNA of Panicum virgatum (switchgrass), 1137 nucleotides long. RefSeq names its product formin-like protein 7. The record is from RefSeq and is a predicted model, not a curated record. The transcript is spliced from 2 exons. Lineage: Eukaryota; Viridiplantae; Streptophyta; Magnoliopsida; Poales; Poaceae. The coding region runs from base 219 to 650 and encodes 143 amino acids.